CAUAUUGAACUCCAGCAGAAAAACUGCAGGGGGAAGAGAGGAAACGUAGUUCACCGUGCUGCCUUCCACUUCCCCGUAGCCUAGCAACUGUUUCCAAGGCAACCACGCCGUCAACAACGCUAAGCAACACUGCGAGAAUUAGAAGGGCUGUUUUCUUCUCAAGAGAGAGCUGCUAAGAAGAGGUCAAAGGGGAGUUAGGUGAAAGAGAGAAACCUUAGUUCUGUGAGAAGACAAAAGUAGGAAAGGAAAGGGUAACAGUGAAGAAAGAGAGAGAGAGAUUGGUAUAGUGAGAAAAAAUAUUUUUAAGCAGUCAUUUUGGUGGCCAUGGAUACAACUUGCUUUUCUGAAAGCAUUUAUAACCUCAUACCCAUUGACUGGAAGGAGCCUCCCCAGCCUCCUAGGUACAGUUCCAUUUUUAAGACAUCUGUAAUAGAGGACAUGCAAAAACAUAAAACUGCAAUGAAGACUAUGGGACCACCAAAAGUUGAAGUACCUUCUCCGAAGGAUUUCCUGAAGAAACAUUCAAAGGAAAAAACUCUACCACCUCAAAAAAAGUUUGAUCGGAAUGAGCCCAAAAAGCCUCCCGUGCCCCUGAGGACUGAGCAUCCAGUUAUGGGAAUACAGAGUGAAAAAAAUUUUAUAAAUACAAAUGCAGCCGAUGUCAUCAUGGGAGUGGCUAAAAAGCCUAAGCCAAUUUAUGUUGACAAAAGGACUGGAGACAAGCAUGAUCUUGAAACCUCUGGACUAGUUCCAAAAUACAUCAAUAAAAAGGAUUAUGGCGUCACACCAGAAUAUAUAUGUAAGCGAAAUGAAGAAGUUAAGAAAGCCCAAGAAGAAUAUGAUAAUUAUAUCCAGGAAAACCUUAGGAAAGCAGCUAUGAAAAGGCUGUCCGAUGAAGAAAGAGAGGCCGUUCUGCAGCAGUCUCCUUUGUGCCUAACUUGGUGCCACAGUAUAAACACGGACGCUAAAUAUUGGUGUGCUGGAAAGAAGAAAGGAAGAAGGUAGGCAAGAAGGCUAGCGGACAUGGAGGUGGGACUUUGGAUGUCAUUUUCAGAGUACUGGUUUUUGGUCCAUUCUCUCUCUCCCUUUCUCUCUUGCUCUUUCUCCUUCUUGCACUCCACCUCUCUGAAUCUACCAUUUAUAGAAAGUACAUGCUUGUGUGAAAGCCAGGUUUUUAUAUCUAACCAAUGCUGAAAAAAAAGAACACAAAACCACCAGUGGAUAGAUCAUCCAGACAGAAAAUCAAUAAGGAAACCUCAGCCUUAAACAACACCUUAGACCAGACGCACAGAGAGAUACAGAACAUUCCAUCCAAAAACAGAAUACACAUUCUUCUCAAGUGUUCUUGAGAACGUUCUCCAGGAUAGAUCGUAUGUUAAGCCACAAAACAAGUCUCAAUAAAUUUAAGAAGACUGAAAUCAUAUCAAGCAUCUUUUCCACUUCUAACAGUAUAAAACUAAAAAUCAAAUACAAGAAGAAAACUGGAAAAAUCACAAACAUAUGGAGAUUAAACAAUAUGCUAAUGAACAACUAAUGGUUCAAUGAAGAAAUCAAAGGAGAAUUCAAAAAAUACUUUGGGG
Mustela erminea (ermine) is the source of this 1580-nucleotide messenger RNA. It is a transcript of the gene ENKUR, whose product is annotated as enkurin, TRPC channel interacting protein. Lineage: Eukaryota; Metazoa; Chordata; Mammalia; Carnivora; Mustelidae. Gene Ontology annotation, molecular function: calmodulin binding. The coding region runs from base 325 to 1005 and encodes 226 amino acids. The transcript is spliced from 5 exons. The record is from RefSeq and is a predicted model, not a curated record. Gene Ontology annotation, cellular component: acrosomal vesicle.